AUGGGCCGUGGUAAGUUAAUAUUGAUAGAAGGCUUGGAUAGAACUGGUAAGACUACACAAUGCAAUAUCUUGUACCAAAAAUUGUUACCGGAUUGUAAAUUAUUAAAGUUCCCCGAAAGAUCGACUCGAAUUGGAGGACUCAUAGACCAAUAUUUGACGGACGAUAGUUUCCGGUUAUCAGACCAAGCCAUUCACCUUCUUUUUUCGGCAAACAGGUGGGAAAUGAUUGAUAGCAUGAAAGAAGCAUUGCUGGAGGGGAAGAAUAUCAUCAUGGAUAGAUAUGUUUACUCCGGAGUAGCAUAUUCCGCUGCCAAGGGUACGAACGGGAUGGACCUAAAUUGGUGUUUACAGCCGGACAUAGGACUACUCAAACCAGAUCUGACAUUGUUUCUGAGCAUUCAAGACGUUGCUAGUAACGCAGUAAAGGAUGGAUUUGGAGAAGAAAGGUAUGAAACUUUAAAGUUCCAAAAAAAAGUGAAACAGACGUUCGUAACACUAUUAGAAAACGAGAUAAAGAAAGGUGAUGAGUCGAUCAAGAUUAUCGACGUCAGCGGUAAGGAUAUCCAAGAAGUGGAAGCGCUAAUUUGGGAAAUAGUAGAGCCCACGUUGACUACGGAAAUAGAUCAUGAUAAUUUUUCAUUUUUUCAACAUAAAUAG
Messenger RNA from Saccharomyces eubayanus, 657 nucleotides. RefSeq names its product bifunctional thymidylate/uridylate kinase (gene CDC8). Gene Ontology annotation, biological process: dUDP biosynthetic process; dTDP biosynthetic process; dTTP biosynthetic process. Gene Ontology annotation, molecular function: dTMP kinase activity; ATP binding. The coding region runs from base 1 to 657 and encodes 218 amino acids. The record is from RefSeq and is a predicted model, not a curated record. The transcript has a single exon. Gene Ontology annotation, cellular component: cytosol; nucleus; cytoplasm. NCBI's taxonomy places the organism in Eukaryota, Fungi, Ascomycota, Saccharomycetes, Saccharomycetales, Saccharomycetaceae.